AUGUGGCAGUACCAACUUGAGGUUGCGAUUGUCCUUGCAUCAACGGCGGUCUGCAGUCUAGUUGUCUUCCUCCUUUCACGACUGCGCGAGGGCAAAAUUCAGCUCCCGGAAAGUAUUGGCACGGAUGUAGCUCUCAGGAACGACCCCUUUGAUGUUACCGAACUCGAGGAUCUCAUCGACGGCAUACCUGUUGAUGAGGCUCGCUUCUGGAGCCAGAUGCUGCUGAGGAAGCUGAUCAUGACGGUGACCUUGGUCGUUGUCCUUGUCGUGCAAAGUGUCUUCUUGGGCUGGGCUAUCGUGGAAAACGAUGGGUUAAGUCUCGUUGUGUAUUCCCUCCAUGUCUGCGUCGCACUAUACGCGUUUCUUGUCGCUAUUCGCUCAAUAAGCCAGCGAGAUGACCUUCACGCUCAAUCUGUCUUUCAUUUGUUCGCGUUGACAUUCGUCGCUACUUUGUUGCUCGGCACGACAGCCGUCCUGCCGUCGCGUCCGUCUUUGCAUGCGAGCUUCUCUGGCGACCUCGUAGGACCCGUGGCGCUCUGGUAUACUGCUUUUUUGCUCUACUCUGUGUGCUUCUUGAUAGCUGUUACGACGCCGGUUGGUCCCCCUCUGCACUAUCCAUCGGAAAAGGUUUACUCGGACAAGACCCUCAUGUUGGUCAACACGACGGCCGAGGACAACGUUUGCGGCAUCACAGGUGCCUCCGUCUGGGAUACCUUCUUCUUCUCGUACACGACGAAGGUCGUGAUGCUCGGCAAUACCGCCGAAAGCGUAGAGAUCGCGGACCUCCCGAUCGUGCCCGCCAACAUGAGAGCGACAAACAUUUACUCGGACAUGCGCGCGGCGAUUCGCAGGUGGAAGCUUCGGAUCCGGAAUUGGCAGCCGAAGCCUGGCUCUGGCUGGGAGCUCGGCUACCGCUUGUUGCGAGUUAACACGUAUCUUCUGAGUCUGGUUAUCGCGCUUUCUUCGGUCACCGCAGUUUUGUUCUAUGUGCCUGCAUUUUUCCUGCAACGAGUUGUUUCCUACCUCGAGUCAGAUCCGCUCAGGACAGACCGAGGUUGGGGUUGGGUGUAUAGUGCAGGUCUCUUCUUCAGUAACGCCUUCGUGCAUUUGCUCACAGGUCAACUAUGGUCUCUCUCUACCACUAACCUGCAAGUUCGGCUCAAGAUCCAAUUGAACUCGACGUUGUUUGCAAAAACCCUUGUGCGUAAGGACGUCGCAUCCUCCGCGCCCCCGGCUUCUACAACCGAAAAUGGUGCUGCAACGAACGGUUCGGCCGACGGUAAGAGCGAGGCAAAACCCGAGGAAGAGGACAAUUUCUCUAGCAAGGCGCAGAUUAUGACUCUCAUGACGACUGACGUGGACCGCGUUAGCGAGUUUGCGUGGCAUUUGUUCACACUGAUUGAUUCGCCCAUUGAGGUCGCGAUCGGUACAAUCUUCUUGUACAAUCUUCUGGGCGUGUCGUGUUUCUUCGGUCUGGCUGUAACAUGCUUGUUCUUGCCUCUUAACCACUUCGCUGGGAAGGUAAUUGUGGGCGCGCAAGAUAAACUCAUGAAAGCUCGCGAUGAGCGUGUCGGCUUAAUGAAUGAAAUCCUCGGUGGGAUUCGCAUGCUCAAGUUCAUGGCUUGGGAGCGCAGCUUCGAAGCGCGAGUGAUGAAGAUUCGCGCAAGAGAACUCAAGUACCAACAGCUCAACUAUCACAUAGAGGUGUUGUUCAGCACCAUUUGGAGUGCUUCUCCGAUUCUUGUGACUCUUGUGUCUUUCUGGCAUUUCACCGUUAUUCGCGGACAAGUGCUCACACCUUCUAUUGCGUUCACUUCUAUCAGUGUCUUCAACGAGAUGAAAUUCGCCUUAAAUGCCCUCCCGGAGACGUUUAUCAACAUGCUCCAGUCGCUUGUCUCUAUGCGCCGUAUUGAGAAAUAUCUUUACGGCGCGGAGAUAGACUCAGUGCCUCCCCUGGAUGGUCUAUCUCAUCCAAUCGCAUUCCAGUCUGCAACGAUCACUUGGCCCCAGGAUCGCACUCGGUCGUCCAGUGCAGCCACCACCGCUGCUUCGACUCCCAAGAACAAGUUCGUCCUGAUGGACGUGACGCUGAACUUUCCGCUUGGCGAGCUUUCCCUCAUCUGUGGCAAGCUGGGUAGCGGAAAGUCACUCCUGUUGCUAGCUCUGCUCGGAGAGGCAGACUUGUUGACCGGACAGCUCACUUGUCCCCGUUCUCCUCCCGAUAUCCUUGCGUCGUUUGCUGACGCAGAUGUUCGCGAGGAGGAAUGGAUCGUGCCCGGUGUCUGUGCUUAUGUUCCUCAAAGUGCGUGGCUGCGAAACGCAUCCAUCAGGGACAAUAUCUUGUUCGAACUUCCUUACGUGGAAGAACGCUACCAGAAGACUCUCGAAGUCUGCGCGUUGCUCAGCGAUUUGCGGAUUCUUGAGGAUGGCGACAUGUCCGAGAUCGGAGAACGAGGAGUGAAUUUGUCGGGCGGUCAGAAGGCGCGAGUCUCUUUAGCACGUGCAGUGUAUUCGCGUGCCUCGGUGCUUCUCCUAGAUGAUGUCCUGUCUGCUGUUGAUGCACAUACUGCUCAUCAUCUGUACUACGAAUGUCUGAAGGGCGAUUUGAUGCGCAACCGGACAGUUAUCCUGGUCUCGCAUCACGUCCAACUGUGUGCACCAGGUGCGAGCUACAUCGUCGCUCUCGACAAUGGCCGGGUACAGUUCCAAGGUGAUCGGGGAAACUUCAAGGCAUCCGGCGUCCUGAACACACUUGUCCAAUCGGGCGCCGCCGACCCAUCUGACGAGAAGGAGGAGACCACAACCGUGAAUAUAGAAGAAGUGAUGGAUGCGGAAAGGAAAGAUGUGUCCGGGGAGGCUUCGGAAGCCAGCUCAACCACCGCUCUGACUUCCAACGAUGUGGAGUCCAAGCCUGAGCAGCGGAAAGCUCCGAGAAAAGUCGUCGAAGAAGAGAAACGUGCCGUCGGUCGCAUCAGCAAUGACAUCUGGAUGACCUACUUUGGCGCUGCUGGAGGUCUCGGCUAUUGGUCGCUUUUCAUCUCGGUCAUGCUUCUCGCCACUCUUGGCCCCGUUUUUGAGAAUGGUUGGCUGCGUAUCUGGACCGCCGCUGCUACGGAGACCGAGAAUGUCAGAACGCCUCUGUUCUAUGUUUGCACUUACGCUGCUAUCACUACUACCGUUCUCAUUUUUUGGACUGUACGAUGGGUUGUGCUCUAUCACGGUGGUAUUCACGCCUCCACUGAGUUGUACAAAAGACUUCUCGAGUGCGUUCUUUUCGCGAACAUCCGCUUCCACGACACUGUAUCCAGAGGCCGCCUGCUCAAUCGUUUUGGGAAAGACUUUGAGGGUGUUGACAGCAAUCUCCCGGAUAACUUCGGUCGCAGUGUCGCUUACGGAUUGUCUGCUUUGACCACCUUCGUGACCAUCAGUAUUGUUGGUGGCUUACCGUUCGUUAUCGCUGCCAUUGUUCUGGGUAUUCUGUACUACAACGUUGGCAAGGUCUACGGUCAAACUUCGCGAGACAUGCGUAGAUUAGAUUCCGUGACUCGAUCUCCGCUUUAUUCGAUGUACGGAGAAACGAUUGCAGGAGUAACUGUAUUACGGGCAUUCGGUGCUUCGUCCAAAUUUUUGCGAGAUAUGCUCCGCUGCGUUGAUACUAAUGCGAACCCUUACUAUUGGAUGUGGGGAGUUAAUCGGUGGUUGUCUGCUCGCUUCGACCUGCUUUCCAGUGCUGUGGUCGGGAUAACUGGAUUUGUUGCUAUUUUGAACCCGAGCAUCAGUGCCUCUCUUGCUGGUUUCACUCUCGCGUUCGCUUUCACAAUCACCAGUGACCUGUUGUUCUUGGUUCGGCGAUUUGUUGGCCUUGAACAGUCGAUGGUUGCUAUUGAGCGAAUCAAGGAGUUCUCCGAACUCAAGCGUGAGCCACCAGAGUUCAUUGAGCCACGCCCUCCAGCGACUUGGCCUGCGCAUGGUGCCAUCAAGUGUGAGAACCUGGUGAUUCGAUAUGCACCUGAACUACCGAAUGUUCUACACAACCUCAAUUUUGAAAUCAAACCUGGCGAGAAGGUCGGCGUGCUCGGAAGAACGGGCUCUGGGAAGAGCACGCUAGCCUUGUCGUUCUUCCGAUUUGUGGAGCCAACAGAAGGGCGCAUCCUCGUCGACGAUGUGGAUAUUUCGCAGCUUGGCCUCACCGACCUCAGGAGCAAGUUGACUAUUAUUCCCCAGGAUCCAACUAUCUUGAGUGGUACAUUACGCUCCAUGCUUGAUGUUUUCGACGAGUAUGACGACGCCGAAAUUUAUGAGGCGCUUCACCGCGUCCAUCUCAUCCCAUCAUCCGAUACCCCUGCUGAGGACGAAGAUGCGGUUAAUGCAAAUGUCUUCCGUAACCUUGACUCUCCCGUCUCCGAGGGCGGAGAGAACUUUUCCACUGGCGAGAAGCAGUUGCUGUGCAUGGCCCGGGCUAUCCUCAAGCGCUCAAAGGUGCUGUUGAUGGACGAGGCUACCGCAAGCGUGGAUUAUGCAACGGACGAAUUAAUUGGGAAGACGAUCAGACAGGAGUUCGCAGAGAGCACUAUCCUUACCAUCGCACACCGGUUGCGCACGGUAAUCGACUACGACAGAGUCAUGCUACUGGAACAGGGAAGAAUCGUUGAAUUUGACAAACCGCGAACGCUACUUGCAGACCCCCGGUCGAAGUUUCACGCACUGUGCAGGGCGACGGGGAAGAACGAGUUCGCCGUCCUCAAGAAGAUGGCGGGCGUGUCUUAG
Messenger RNA from Sparassis crispa, 4767 nucleotides. RefSeq names its product ATP-dependent bile acid permease. Gene Ontology annotation, molecular function: ABC-type peptide transporter activity; ATP hydrolysis activity; ATP binding. The record is from RefSeq and is a predicted model, not a curated record. Bases 1 to 4767 code for a protein of 1588 amino acids. The transcript is spliced from 41 exons. Gene Ontology annotation, biological process: transmembrane transport. Gene Ontology annotation, cellular component: fungal-type vacuole membrane; fungal-type vacuole. NCBI's taxonomy places the organism in Eukaryota, Fungi, Basidiomycota, Agaricomycetes, Polyporales, Sparassidaceae.